Molecule: messenger RNA, 1692 nt
Organism: Bursaphelenchus xylophilus (pine wood nematode)
Lineage: Eukaryota; Metazoa; Nematoda; Chromadorea; Rhabditida; Aphelenchoididae
Source: the annotation of a GenBank genome assembly
AUGGUAGGUUGCCAGCUCUAUGUGCUCCUGCUGUUGAUCGUCAACGUUGAUGUUCUGCAGGGACAAGUAGUGGAAGGUUGCAAAGGUCAUUACUCAGUCAAUGGAAACAACAUCACUAAGCCUGCGUGCAAGCAAGGCGAGAUCUGUAUCGAACUGGGCGUGAAGAACUUCACCGUUUACGUGGAGGACCAUUCUGUAAGUGUAAUGGGGAGAGAACCCGUGCCGAAAUGAGCGAAUAAUCUCUGUAUUUUCAGGACUACGUUAAUCCGUUCGAUUACAUGAGCGUUGUAUCGAGUGAGUUUUGUGUUGCACAUCAGUUUAUGGACAAAUUUAGGAUACGAAGGCGGAGAAAAAUACACGCAUGAUGGUGUGCAGCGGAAGACGGGCUUGCGUUUGUAAGAUUUUUUCCACGUCAUUGUGGAGAUUCUAUUCAGAAAAUACAAGAAACAGUUUAGCAAUAGACCACCCCUCAGUUGGUCUUCCCGCCAUCAGAUCCCAUCCAGCCAUGACCCGCAGUUCUUCGCACAGCUGUUCACGAACAGCGUAGAGAUUGUCUCGAUGGGAAGGUAGGCCAGUCUUUAGUCAGGAGAAACAAAAACUUGAGGACCCGCGUUGUCGGUCAGCCCCGAUUGAACUGUAUGCGUAAUUCUCCAGAAACCCAAUCGCUAAACAACAAAAUGAGGAUGUUUAUCGCAUCCAAACGGUGCUGGAUUCCGCGUUGUCCCUUGACGAAGUGAAGCGCGCCUUUGUCUACAAGGAGUACCUGUUCAUCAAUCCGACGAAAGCCGUCGACUUUAGAGUUCUCUACGAGAAGAAGGGGCCCUUUGAACUCGACAAAGACAGACCAGGACUACUUUUAGAGCACAAUGUUGGCCUGAUCCACCCCGAGGACAUCCCCAACGAACACAUUGACAUCGAUUUUCUAGCUCUGAUCCUCAAGCAAUGCUUUGUAAGUUUGGGAAAAGUAAUACUACUAACUAGGCCUGUGUGCAUUUUCGUAUUUCAGAGACCUGAUAAGUACUGUUCGCUGGAUAUCAAGACGGAAUCCUUGGACCUGCAAGAUUACCCAGUGGGCUUUACCUGCGACGACCUGGUUCUGGAGACCUUUUGGUUUCAGUAAGUUAUCCGGCUCCGUUUUUAUGCCUACGUUUAGAAGAUACUGCGAAAUGCUUCCGAUGUACCGUAUUCGGCACAAGAAGACUGCUCCGAAGUAAGUGAAAUUUUGUGUUGGCUAAGUUGGAAUUUUUAGCGUGAUUUUCGACUUCCCCAAUGUUGAGGGCAUCGUAACGCAUGGAAUACAGUUUUGGUGGUAAGCAUUUCACUUUAGUUCUCUAUCGGAAGUUUGCAAAAAGAUUUUUUAGGACGCCGUCUUAUCCACGUACCAAAUACAGAAGACGCGGUAUCCUGCCUAUUAUCCAGCCGAACGAUCCCUUUAACGACUUCGUCACACAGUUCACAACUCCCGUCCCAACGACCACACCCCGCCCACCACCAACCACCACCACUCUGAAGCCGGUCCCGGCCGGUCCCGCCUCAAAAAUCAUUGAAAUCGAGGAGGACACGGAGGAAUUAGAGAUGAACAGCGUGAUCGAACCCAUGAUUGCGAAUAAUGGACCGGCGAUUUCGAGCCUUACCGUCAUCUAUUAUAUCCUUGGUUAUAUCGCUGUUUACUUGAAAGGUUACAUUAUGUAA